UUUAUGGCGCCCGCGACCGAAUACUUUGGAGAGUCUAUUCUAAGUUUUACGAACGAAUCAACUUUCGUGCAUACAGACAAAUAUUGACGUGACGAGUUUGGUACACAGCUGACUACUAUCAACCGUUCCUGAAAACACUUCAAGACUUCCAUAUAUUCGCUGGAAUACUCUGUUUCAUACGUCAGAUAGAUAAAAGAAGUGAUCAACAUGUAUGCUGAAACGAAAAGACGGACUUAUUUCCAGAUGGGGAUUUUCCUCGUUGGAAUCGGAUUCCUACUCUCACUGCUUGGGGUGUACUACGUCAACGGGCUCACCUAUAUCGGCUCGACCGUGUACGGUCUGGCAACGCAGAGGGCAGCAACACUAUGGGGAGGAAUUCUGCUUGUCUGCCUUGGCCUGAGGAAUGUAACCCUUGGUCACCCUACCAACAGAUUCGCUACAGACUCCAUGUGGGACACAUUUUCAGCCAUCUUCACAAACCUGCUCGCUUUCCUCAUUUCCGGUGCUGUCGUCGGGGUCACGCUCUGGGGUCAUGUAGACUUUCUGAAGGACGCUGAUGUCACCACACUCGAGGGUAGCACGGAGCUUGUAAACCUGAUCGCUAUUCUAUUGUUGGGUACUCUUGGUAUGCUCACAACGAUCGUUGGUUGCAUCGUAGCCUGCUUCCCUAUCUCAGACUCAGACGGUCAGGCGCCCCCAGCCGGUGAACAAUACGCAAUGGAGAACCAGGGCUUUAACAAACACUAAAGAAACAACAACAACAUCAAACUUAGAACUAGGCAUAAACGAUACCCUUCAAACUUCGUAGAGUGAGCUUGAAACUCCAAUUGAAUCUACGCCCUCUCUCGUCUGGCAGCACACAACGCAACAUCGUCAUCGCCGCAAUAUACUGCCCAGUUCAAUUUAUUUAUUCCUUUGCGUAAAACUACACAGUAUGCGAGAAACUCAAACAGUAUACAGUUACGGGACAUUUCGAUAUUAACUAAAAAGGUUGUUGAAGAGAUGUUUCAAAUAUGGACUAUAACAUGCCAUUAAAGAAAAAGAUCUUUAAAAUUAAUCCGGGAAAUUAACAUCAUCAAACACCGUAAAACCCCUGUCUGUAAAGAACGCAGAAUUUUGGUUUUUGAGAUCUAUAUUAAUUUUUUUUUAAAUAAUUAUUAAUGAAACAAUUUGAUAACUUUUUAAACAUAGUUUUAGUGUGUUUUUUUUUUUUUUUUAUUUAUCAUGGUUUAUUUACCAUCCGUGUGUAUCAUAAUUUUUUCUUGUAAAAAAAAAUUAAUUAGAAGUUGAAAACCACUUUUUAAUGAAAAUGAGCGUUUAUAAGCACAAUCUGAUAUAUUUAUGGUAAGGUAUGUAGACUAGCACUUUGGUUAAAGCCUGUAUUUUCGUAUUAUAUAAAUGUUUUUUUUAAUUGUGUAGUUUUACAACAUUAUGAUGCGCAAGAAGAAAGUAGUCCCGAAUUAUGAAUUAGUUGUUCUCACAAAUUUUUUAACCAGUUUUGCAUCACGGUAAUGUUUUAUUGGUCUUCCUUCACGACUUAGACAACUAAAUAUUUUCAGCGAUUGUAUUUAUCCCCACCGGCCGUACACGAUUGUGUGGUUUCGAGUUAUUAGCUCUCGAUAAAUAUACCUAUAAUUUAAUGUUUCAGAGCAAUCUACAAAAUAAAUGAACAGUCUCAAAUAUUUUAAAAAAAUAGUUUGUUGAGACGAUCCCUGAAUGCAUUCUCGUUUUAUGAAACUAUCAAGCCAGGGACUGUCUCGACAUAUUGCCAGGUUGAUUUUGUUUCGAAAAUGAUCUGUACCCUUGCUGCACUAUUAAAUAAUUAGAUAUGAAACUGCAAUAACAAAAUAAUAUUAGGUUUGACAAUGCUUCUGAAAUAUUAUUUUUAUGUGAAGUUUGGUUAAAGGCCUAUAUCCCGUUUGAUGUUACUGCAUUGUGAUGUAAUUUUAUUAUUUGUCUUAAAUCAGAAGUAUUGCAGUUCCCUUUUACCCGAGAUUUUUAUAUUCGCCAUUUUGUGUGAGUUUUUGGUUUCCUUUCAGAGUAAGAUAGUUUGUAAACACUUGAGUAUUUUAUUGAGAUUAGAGUUAUUGAUUUGGUUGGUUUAUCGCACGCACAACUCUUCACGUGGCGUAU
Molecule: messenger RNA, 2133 nt
Organism: Strongylocentrotus purpuratus (purple sea urchin)
Lineage: Eukaryota; Metazoa; Echinodermata; Echinoidea; Camarodonta; Strongylocentrotidae
Exons: 7
Coding region: 208-747 (179 amino acids)
Source: RefSeq, a predicted model, not a curated record